AUGCGUCUUCAACCAUCAUCGCCAUAUUCUCAACGUAUUGAGAAAAUCGUAUUUGCUGCCUCAUUUCUUCUCUGGCCUAUCAAUAGUCAAUAUAUACUUGCAAAGUUUUUGGCAUUUAAACAGUUUUAUGCUCAUUUACUGGAAUAUUGUCAGUUGAAUAAACCAUACGUAUUGGGAAUGAAUUGUUCUUUCUAUUAUUUUGAAGGCGUAGCAUAUGCUGGGCUGCAAGAACCACAUAAUGCGCUGAAUUCCUUUUUGGUAGCUUAUGAAAUAAUGAAAAGUGGCGAGGGUGCUCUAUCAAAUGAUUUGUUCAGCUAUGUUGAUACGAAUGACGAUUCAACGAAUAUUACUGAAACUGAAUUUUUGAUUAAAGUCAUGGGUAUCAUGGAGCAACACAAUUACAGUGAGCAGCUUGUGACUCUUGGGCUUUUGGCGUUAAAGGAUUGUGAUAAUAAAACAUUAUUGCCCGACGUUUAUAACAUCUUGUUCAAGAGUGAGUUAUUAACGAAUCGAUACCAGGAAGCUUUGCAUACUCUUCUUUCUAAUCCAGUGAACGAUACACGUCGUAAUUGUCUAAGAGAACUUUUGUCAAGAUUAUUGGAAAAUAAUAAACGAGAAAUUCUUGUGCACUUGAAUUACAAAGAUAUGGAAGAAUAUGUAAACAUCGUUUCUUCUUUAUAA
Molecule: messenger RNA, 681 nt
Organism: Dracunculus medinensis (Guinea worm)
Lineage: Eukaryota; Metazoa; Nematoda; Chromadorea; Rhabditida; Dracunculidae
Source: the annotation of a GenBank genome assembly